Penicillium canariense is the source of this 717-nucleotide messenger RNA. RefSeq names its product NPP1 family protein. The coding region runs from base 1 to 717 and encodes 238 amino acids. The transcript is spliced from 3 exons. The record is from RefSeq and is a predicted model, not a curated record. NCBI's taxonomy places the organism in Eukaryota, Fungi, Ascomycota, Eurotiomycetes, Eurotiales, Aspergillaceae.
AUGUUUUUCAAGCCAUUCUUUGGCCCUUUGGCCUUGUGCUCUUUAGCUGCGGCGGAUACUCGCCUGGGGCGUCGCGGAACGAUCGCUUCUGAUGAGAUAGUCGGAUUUGCCCAGACGGUUCCAUCUGGCACUACAGGAGAGGUUUAUCUUGCCUAUCAGCCUGAUUUGUACGUUGUGAACGGGUGUGUUCCAUUUCCAGCUGUUGAUGAGAAUGGGGAUACAAACGCUGGAUUGGCCCCAACUGGCUCCUCGGACGGCGGCUGCAGCAGUAGCACAGGCCAAAUUUAUGUGCGCGGCAAAAGCUCUGGAGAUUACUACGCGCUGAUGUACGCGUGGUAUUUCCCGAAGGAUGAGCCAUCCACGGGCCUUGGCCACCGUCAUGACUGGGAGGGAGUUAUUGUAUGGUUGUCUGAUUCUACUAGCACGGCAGCCGAUAAUGUUGUCGCGGUCUGCCCUUCUGCUCACGGCGGAUGGGAUUGCUCUACUGAUGACUAUACACUUGAUGGGACCACACCAUUGAUCAAGUAUUAUAGUAUUUGGCCUGUGGAUCAUCAGUGCGGUUUGACAAGCACGGUUGGCGGCGCCCAGCCUUUGAUUGCCUGGGAGUCACUCCCAACAGCGGCACAGGAUGCCCUGGACACCACUGAUUUUGGAGAUGCCAUCGUGCCUUUCAUUGAUGCUCACUUCGAUACGAAUUUAGGAGAUGCCACUUUUUGA